CCAGUGAAACAGUGGCGCAACAUUUCCAGCAACAGCUUUCCAUAUCAGGAAGACAGAGAGGCAUAAGCAGCGAGUCUGCGCUCACGUCUCCACAGCGUACGCUGUUUUCGAACGAGUAAGUGGAAUAAAUCGCCUCGUCGUGGAGUAAAACAGGCGAGUUCUAGACAGGAUGACUUUUCUCCUGCUUUUUUUGGGCCAUGUUGUGACUGCAAUAGCUCUAACUGGAGUCCACAGUGAAACAGCCCUAAACCUUGACUGUACCAACGACUCUGAGGAGAAGAUGUUUUGCCAGGUAGAGGCUCAGAACUGUACUGAAUACAACUUGACCAUCGAGAGUGAUCUCGGCUAUGGUACUGAGAGCUGCAGUUUACAGCAGUGUGACAGUGGACGCUGUUGUUGCACUGUCACAAUGACGCUCAUCCUGGGGGAGACUCAUACAGCAACAGUCUGGAGAGCUGGAAAAAGCUUAGAGUCGAAAAAAAUCAGCGUCACAGACACCAUAAAGCCCAAAACUCCAACUAUCAUCUCAGUCAAUGAAUCCAAGGGAAAUUUUGAAGUUAAGUGGAUUUCAAACAUGGAGGCUUCUUUCUCUCUGACUGCUGAAGUGACUUUCUAUAAAAAAGGAGACACAAAAAAGGUGACUGAAUCUAUUACACCGGCUAUUGUUGAGGGACUGAAUUACUACGAAAUAAAUGGUGAACGCCUGGAAUCAAGCACAACGUAUAUGGUCAGCGUGAGAAGCCACACAAAUAUAAGUGGAAAGUUCAGCGACAGCAGCAAAGAGUGGGAAUUUACAACCUCUUCCUCUCUUGUUAUCGUGCCCCUGGCUAUAAUCAUCAGCCUCAGUAUGACUGCCGUCAUCCUCGGCGGUGUCCUAUAUGUCUGUUAUAUAAAGUACAAAAGAAAGUGGUGGGACACAGUUGUCAAAGAUCUAAAUCCAAAACUUCUUAACAUGCAUCCCAGCAAGACUGAGCUUUUGAAGCCUUCGCCACUGGUCAUCUCCCCUCUCAUCGUCAGCAUUAGAGAUGAUACCCAUUCUCUAGAUGACUCCAAAAAAGGGUCGAAGCUAUGUGACACUAGUGACUGGAGCCUGCAACAAAGCAGUGGAAUUAGCACGGGAUCCUCAGCUCUCAGUUAUGCUAACACAGAACCUGCCCAGUUUACCAUCGCUGACGCCGUUAGAGACGCCCUUCAUGAAGCCCUGCCCACCAUCGGUCAAAUGACACCCCUAACCACAGAUCCCUUGAUGGACCUAAACAGUGACUAUAGUGUCAAAGUGAAAGAUAUAAGUUCGGGAUCAUCUGGUUUUGUAAAUAGAACCUAUUCCCCCCUCAUGCCAGGAGAAUCCACAAAACCUCCCAGCGAGAGUAACACUGUUACAGUGACCUGUCCAGAUGGUCUGUCCCCAGUGCAACAACUUAUCAUUUCAGCAUCUCUGGAUAUGGUGGUAGACGAUUCAUAUCAGCAGUGCAACGCUGAAUCUGGGAGGUUUUCAUAUACUGAAGACUCCAGCUCGUCCUCCAUCUCUAGUGACACCAGCACAGCCCCCUGUUGUGAUCUUAUGUCCAGAGUUGAGGCAGAGUGUGAGAACAGUGGUGGAUCCAACCUAAAUGCCAAAAGUGAAGAGGACAAUCUAUGUGACAAAAAUUCCUGCCAUGGCUCUUUGGUGGUGGAUAACGACUAUCAGUCAUUCCAGAGUCUAGUGCGGCAGCCUGAUGUUUCAUUUCCAGAAUGGAAAAGUGGAGAGCAAAAGGAACACUUGGACAAGUAUCAGGAGGAACCACCCGCCAAGAUCAAUCAAAGUGUCUUCGUGUCUACUCAAUCUGGCCCACUCAUUGUGAUCAGUGACUAUCAGAGCGUGUAGAUUAGCAGCAGAGCACAACUAAUGGACCUGGAGUUUUCUCUGCUCAGCCUUGAAAUGACCUUAUGAGCGUAUAUAUUUUGGAUGUAUUUAUUUUUGGUUUGCUAUGUUUUUGGUUUGAGCCAAUUAAAUUUGUAUGACAUUCAUGUAAAAUGUCAGUAAAAUGCUCCUGGUUUGAGACAUAAUGUUUUAGAUGUGUGCUUUGUAUAAAUGCUGGGGCAAAGGAGCUGCAGUAGGCUCAAGUAGACUGAUGUAUCUAGAUACCUUAAUGUGAUAAUAAGGUCUAUUUGUUUUUCAUAUUUUUAUUUUGCAUAGUAGACGGGAACUGCAUUCCCUAAAUGUGUAAUCUGAGGUGGUAGUGUAUGAAACCUCACUUAGACAUACAUAUCAUAGUUAGGGUUAGAGUUCUAAGUACUACAGAAACAGACUGACUAAGUUCUCCAAGAAUAGUCUAUAUAGCCACUUAAGUCAUCGUUGAUAAACCUUUUAAGGAAAAAAACACCCGACAGAAUUCUGUAAGUGAAACGAGCCACAACAAUCAUCGGUCAUGCAGAGUUGCUGUUCAGUGUUGUGAAAUUACUUCCUCAUUGCUCUUCUCUGGAACUGGUGAGCCAUUUUCACAGAAACGCGUCACUCGACUAGGCUCGGCAGUAAACAUUUGUAACUGAAAGUAACUUCUUAAGCUGUGAGACUGAAAAGAAACUACGGCAUUAAGGUGAUCAAUAAUGUGUAUACCAUUCAUGUCUUAAGUCUUAUGUAAGAAUAAAAGAAAUAAAAGUUGUUUAUACUCUG
Molecule: messenger RNA, 2653 nt
Organism: Mugil cephalus (flathead mullet)
Lineage: Eukaryota; Metazoa; Chordata; Actinopteri; Mugiliformes; Mugilidae
Exons: 10
Coding region: 170-1864 (564 amino acids)
Molecular function (GO): protein binding
Source: RefSeq, a predicted model, not a curated record